AUGGGAGACCGAUUGUAUCUUCCAGCAGUUGCUAGCGCCUUGCUCCCCGUGGCCCUUGGCAUAUUGACCCUUCUUCCUCACAGCCUUUUGGGUAAGCCCGCAGGGGAGGAAAACGCAGGCAGCUCAGCACUGCUCCAGAGGGUGAAGAGAGGCUGGGUGUGGAACCAGUUCUUUGUCUUGGAGGAAUACACCGGACUGGAACCACUUUAUAUUGGAAAGCUCCACUCAGACAUGGAUAAAGGUGACGGCUCCAUUAAGUACAUCCUGACGGGCGAGGGCGCAGGUACCACCUUCACUAUCGAUGACAGCACCGGGGACAUCCACGCCAUCCAAAGGCUAGACCGGGAGGUGAAGGCCCAGUACAUCCUUCGCGCCCAGGCCCGCAACCGCCUGACGGACAGGCCUCUGGAGCCUGAGUCCGAGUUUAUUGUGAAGAUCCAGGACAUCAAUGACAAUGAGCCGAGGUUUCUGGAUGGGCCCUACCAAGCAUCUGUACCCGAAAUGUCCAAAAUAGGAACAUCUGUGAUCCAGCUGACGGCUACAGAUGCCGACGACCCAACGUACGGCAACAGUGCUCGGGUGGUCUACAGCAUCCUGGAGGGCCAACCUUAUUUCUCAGUGGACGCCAAGACUGGCGUAGUCCGUGUGUCCCUUGCAGACAUGGACCGGGAGACCAGAGAAAACUACACCGUGGUCAUCCAGGCCAAGGACAUGGGCGGCCAACUGGGGGGUCUCGCUGGUACCACCACUGUCAACAUCACACUCAGUGACAUCAAUGAUAACCCACCCAUGUUUGACCAGAGGCUGUAUCAGAUGAGCGUCCCAGAGUCUGCUCCCGUGGGCUCGGUGGUGGGUCGUAUCUGGGCGAAGGACAGAGACAUCGGGGUCAACGCUGAGAUGAAGUACAGCAUCAUCGAUGGAGAUGGAAGGGACACCUUUGACAUCACCACCGACCCCACCAACCUUUUUGGCAUCAUCAUUGUGAAAAAGCCACUGAACUUUGAGGGCAAGCCCAGUUAUACUCUGAAAGUGGAGGGCGCCAACACCCACUUGGACCCUGCCUUACGCCACCGUGGGCCCUUCAAGGAUGUCACCAUCGUGCAUGUGAGCGUGGAGGACGUGGACGAGCCCCCGCUGUUUGACUUGCCAGCGUACUACAUCGAGCUGUCAGAGGAUGCUGAGAUCGGGACGGUGGUGAAGACGGUGUCAGCGAGGGAUCCCGAUGCUGCCAACAACACUGUGAGGUAUUCCAUCGAGAGGUCCAGCGACCCCGAGAAGUUCUUCUACAUCGAAAUCACUUCUGGGUCGCUGAUGACGGUGCGUCCACUGGACCGAGAGGAGAUUGGCUGGCACAACAUAACAGUCCUCGCCAUGGAGAUGAGGGGGGUCCGAACAGUUUCAGGGGAGGCUCAGUGA
This is a messenger RNA of Micropterus dolomieu (smallmouth bass), 1416 nucleotides long. Its product is annotated as cadherin-20-like. The transcript has 8 exons. Gene Ontology annotation, molecular function: cadherin binding; calcium ion binding. Lineage: Eukaryota; Metazoa; Chordata; Actinopteri; Centrarchiformes; Centrarchidae. Gene Ontology annotation, cellular component: catenin complex; plasma membrane; adherens junction. Gene Ontology annotation, biological process: homophilic cell-cell adhesion; multicellular organism development; adherens junction organization. The coding region runs from base 1 to 1416 and encodes 471 amino acids. The record is from RefSeq and is a predicted model, not a curated record.